Labeo rohita (rohu) is the source of this 6386-nucleotide messenger RNA. It is a transcript of the gene plcb4b, whose product is annotated as phospholipase C, beta 4. The coding region runs from base 826 to 4572 and encodes 1248 amino acids. Lineage: Eukaryota; Metazoa; Chordata; Actinopteri; Cypriniformes; Cyprinidae. Gene Ontology annotation, biological process: phosphatidylinositol-mediated signaling; lipid metabolic process. Gene Ontology annotation, molecular function: phosphatidylinositol-4,5-bisphosphate phospholipase C activity; calcium ion binding. The transcript has 40 exons. The record is from RefSeq and is a predicted model, not a curated record.
UGACCUGAAUUACCAGACUGGUCCAUUUAGAACAGAGUUUCUUCACUCUGAUGCUUCGUUUGUGGACCUUAAUUACACACUGACACUCAAACGCCCACAAUUCACUAAUUACAUCUGCUGCAGCACAACAAACAAGAGAUUCAAGUAGAUGGAAAACAGACACAUAGAUAGAUACUGCUGGAGGGUGUAUGAGUGAGCGAGAGAGAAAGAAUCAGGAGGGACAGACUUCACCAUCACCAUCAUCAUCAUCAUCAUCUCCUCCUCCUCCUCCUGCAGGGUUUCCUCGCGCGCGCGGACAGUGAUGCAGCUGCGCGUCUGUGUGUGUGUGUGAGUGUGUGUGAGUGUGAGAGUGUGUAUCUGAUCUGUGUGUGAGUGUGUGUGUGACUGCAGCGGUGGUGGUGCAGGGCUGCAUGUCCGGCUGCAUGUAUGACGCUGAGGAAGAUCCACCAUCAUCCGCCCGUUUGCCAGCGCAGGGAAUUGUGUGUGUGUUUUUUUCCCGGGAAUGUCGCGGGCGUCUGCUGAUGUGUGAUGACGGUAAGCGAUGAGCGCGCGGCUCGUGCGCGUGUUAUUGAGCUGUAGGGAAGGGCGCGCGCGUGUGUUCUUGUGUGAGGAGAAUCAAAGUGAACUGGCUGUUAGCUCUCGGGCUAGCUGGCUAACGCUGCUGUCCCGCAUCUGUGUUUCUCUAACAUCGUCCGUCAUGUGAACGGAUCCGAGAUGACGCUCACCCCUUAAAUCACUUUCUGCACAACUGAAGGUGACCGCUGUCCCCAGCCCAUCCGUUUGCCUGCUCUUCACCUUCAGCCUGGGCCUGGUCUGUGAGCAGUCAUGACCAAAUCAUACGAGUUCAACUGGCAGAAACACGUUCCUGAUUUCCUGCAGGAAGGAGCCGUGUUUGACCGAUUCGAUGAGGAUCCCUUCGUCUUUGAGCCCAGCUGCCAUUUCAAAGUGGACGAGUUUGGCUUCUUUCUCACAUGGAAGAGUGACGGAAAGGAAGGUCAACUUCUGGAAUGUUCUCUGAUCAACAGCAUCCGUCCAGGAGUCGUGCCGAAGGACCCGAAGAUCCUGGCGUCUCUGGAAGCGGCGGGGAAGAGCGAGGCGGAUCUGGACGGUCGCAUCAUCUGCAUCUGCAGCGGACCGGACCUGGUCAACCUCAGCUUCAUGUACAUGGUGACGGACAACACGGAAACGGCCAAGAAAUGGAUGGAAGGCCUAAGAUCUGUGAUUCACAAUUUCAAGGCGAAUAACGUGUGUCCAAUGACGUGCCUGAAGAAACACUGGAUGAGACUGUCCUUCCUAACGAAUGUCAACGGCAAAAUCCCGGUCCGAGGCAUAACACGGACGUUCGGCUCGGGUAAAACGGAGAAAGGAAUCUUCCAGGCGCUGAAGGAGCUCGGUCUCCCCAGUGGGAAGAAUGACGAAAUCGAGCAUUCGGCCUUCACGUUCGACAUCUUCUACGCUCUGACGCAGAAAAUCUGCCCUCGCACGGACAUCGAGGAGCUCUUCAAGAAGAUCAACGGCGACAAAAGUGAUUAUUUAACCGUAGAGCAGUUAGUCAGCUUUCUGAAUGAAAACCAGCGGGACCCUCGACUCAACGAGAUCCUCUUUCCCUUCUACGAUGCCAAACGAGUCAUGCAGAUCAUCGAGAAGUACGAGAGAGACGCCGACUUAAAAAAGAAAGGUCGCAUGUCCUGCGACGGCUUCUGCCGCUAUCUGAUGUCGGAUGAGAACGCGCCGGUGUUUCUGGACCGUCUGGAUCUGUGUCAGGAGAUGGAGCAUCCGCUGGCUCAUUACUUCAUCAGCUCGUCACAUAACACUUACCUGACGGGCCGGCAGUUCGGCGGGAAGUCUUCAGUGGAGAUGUACCGACAGGUGCUGCUGUCCGGAUGCAGGUGUGUGGAGCUGGACUGCUGGGAUGGUAAAGGUGAGGAUCAGGAGCCCAUCAUUACUCAUGGGAAGGCCAUGUGCACCGACAUCCUGUUCAAGGAUGUAAUUCAAGCCAUAAAGGAAACGGCGUUUGUAACGUCUGAAUAUCCCGUUAUUCUGUCGUUUGAGAACCACUGCAGUAAGCCGCAGCAGUAUAAGAUGGCCAAGUAUUGCGAGGAGAUCUUUGGAGACCUGUUGCUGAAGCAGCCGCUGGAGGGAUUCCCAGUACGUGACAUCCUAUUUCCCCGCACACAAAUCCAGACCAGACCUGCUUUAGUCUCCGUGGAAAAUAUUGAAUCCGGGCAGCCGCUGCCGUCGCCCAACGACCUCAAACGCAAAAUACUCAUCAAAAACAAGCGCUUAAAACCUGAAGUGGAGCAGAAGCAGCUGGAGUCCUUUAAGAAGCACAUGGAGGCUGGAGAGAUGAGCAUACAGGCUGGAGAAGAUGAGAAUGAUGAAGAUCUGGACAGUGCGCUGGACGGUAAAGAGCUGAACUCAGACAUGAAGACCAGCAACACUCUGUCUCUGUCGGAGGAUCCCAGCGAUCCGGACGCGCAGGACAGCAGCCUCAGGAAGAAGAUCCCAGAUGACGACGUCACCGAGAUCUCAGAAGCGACUGAAAUCACGGACGCCACCGACGUGUCUGAAGCGUCAGACCUCGAAAACAAGAAGAAGGGCGUGGAAACGGCUGAAGAUGCCGACGCCGAACAGCAGCUCAUCGCCUCGUAUAAGUAUGAAGGAGCCACGACCAACAUCCACCCGUACCUGUCGGCCAUGGUCAACUACGCUCAGCCCGUCAAGUUCCAGGGCUUCGAGGUCGCCGAGGAGAGGAACAUCCAUCACAACAUGUCGUCCUUCAACGAGUCUGUGGGUUUGGGCUAUCUGAAGACGAACGCCAUUGAGUUUGUGAACUACAACAAGCGGCAGAUGAGCCGCAUCUACCCCAAAGGAGGCCGCGUGGACUCCAGCAAUUACAUGCCUCAGAUCUUCUGGAACGCCGGCUGCCAGAUGGUGUCUCUGAACUUCCAGACUCCAGAUCUGGGCAUGCAGCUGAACCAGGGGAAGUUCGAGUACAACGGCGCAUGCGGGUACCUCCUGAAACCAGACUUCAUGCGCCGCGCAGACAGGAUGUUCGACCCGUUCUCUGAGACGCCAGUAGAUGGAGUGAUAGCAGCGACCUGCAGCGUACAGGUGUUCUCGGGUCAGUUCUUAUCGGAUAAGAAGAUCGGCACGUACGUGGAGGUGGACAUGUACGGCCUUCCCACCGACACCAUCCGGAAAGAGUUCCGCACGCGUAUGGUGAUGAACAACGGCCUGAACCCGUACUACAACGAGGAGCCGUUUGUCUUCAGGAAGGUGAUCCUGCCGGAUUUGGCGGUGUUGCGUAUCGCCGUGUACGACGACAACAAUAAGCUGAUCGGUCAGAGGAUCCUGCCGCUGGACGGGCUGCAGGCGGGUUACCGGCACAUAUCGCUGCGCAACGAGGGCAACAAGCCGCUGUCGCUGCCCACCGUCUUCUGCAACAUCGUCCUGAAGACAUACGUGCCCGACGGCUUCGGCGCCAUCGUUGAUGCUCUUUCCGAUCCAAAGAAGUUCCUCACCAUCGCAGAAAAACGCGCCGAUCAGAUGCGAGCACUCGGGAUCGAAACGAGCGACAUCGCAGACGUGCCCAACGAAAACUGCAAGAGUGAUAAGAAGGGAAAAGUGAGUCAAGUGAAGACCAACGUGACGCCACAGAGCAGCUCUGAGGUGAACGCCACACAAAACAACAUCAGCGAGAGCAAACGCGAUAAUUCUGCCAUCGUGAAUCAGGUGAACAUCGAAGAUUUGAAGCAGAUGAAGACCUUCAUUAAACUGAUGAAGAAGCAGCAGAAGGAACUGAACACGCUAAAGAAACGACACGCUAAGGAACACAACGCCAUGCAGAAAUCGCACUGCACGCAGGUGGACAAAAUGGUGGCUCAGCAUGACAAGGAGAAGUUCACGCUGGAGAAGCUGCUGGAGAAGGCCAUCAAGAAGAGAGGAGAAAACAACUGCUCCGACUUAAAGAAGGAAACGGCCAUAAAGGUCGAGACGCUCACCACAGACCAUAAAGAAAAGGUGAAGGACAUGGUGGCGCAGCACACUAAAGAAUGGUCAGAGAUGAUCAACUGUCACAGCACAGAGGAACAGGAAAUGAAGGACGCCCAUGUGACGCAGCAGUGUGAGCUCCUCAGAAAGCUGCUGGCCAGCGUUCAGGAGCAGCAGACGCUGCAGCUCAAGCUCAUCCACGAACGGCAAAGCAAAGAGAUGAAGGCCAACCAGGCGAAGACGUCGAUGGAGAACAGCAAAGCCAUCAGCCAGGACAAGAGCAUCAAAAACAAGGCGGAACGCGAGAGGAGAGUUCGGGAGCUGAACUGCAGCAACACCAAAAAGUUCCUGGAGGAGAGAAAGAGGCUGGCCAUGAAGCAGGCGAAAGAGCUGGAGCAGCUGCAGAAAUCUCAACGAGAGCAGCUGGAGAAACUCGAGAAGUUCAACGAGCAGCUUUUGAAAUCACAUCAUGCAAACAGUCAGACUCAAGGCCAAAGACAUGCAGAAGAUGGUGAAGCUGGAGGAGGACAUGGACCGCAGACCAGCCACGGUGGUGUAGGCGCUCCAUCCGUCAACUGAGACGAGAGCAAACCCUCACGAACCUCCACGCGAGCGGGCUGAAGGGUCCGUCUGUCCCGUCGGGCUCCGUCUUCAUCUGCGUUUCAUCCCGAGUCCCGCUCCCAAAUCCCUGCAGUCUGUAGAUCUGUAACCCCGCCCAUCCUCCCUACCUCAGCUCUAGCCCCGCCCACCGGCUUUAACUCCUCCUCCGCAGCGGCGGCGUCCAGCCAAUCCGGCACUUACUGUAGCUCCGCCCACGCUGCCAAGCUCCUGUGGAAGCGGUGAAGACGCCGCUGGUGGGACAGACUCAUCACACACGUUUUUAUACGCCAUCACCAUCAUCAUCUUCAUCAUCAGCAGCGCUGCAGCCAUUAUGGGUCGACAACUCAAGUGUUCUUUGUGAACUUUUCAACUCGUAUUUUAACUGAGCUAGUUAACCGUAGCAGAGUCAGGCGAACGGACGAAUCCGAUUAGUUUGUCACACUAUCUGUGAACGACGCGCUUUUCACCAGUCCUGAGCACUUUAUAUGUGAUAGGAUGUCAAAGGAUCUUUGACGAUGUAGCAGAGCACUAGCUUUCCUCUGUACAGUACGAAUGUAGACGCCGUCUGGAACCCAGAUCACACGAGCUUUUAUCAUCCGUUGCGGUUCGUUUUUAAGAUCAGACGCACGCGUCGUUUUACCCCAAUGUCCUUUUAUUUCAGAGGUUUUAGAUGCGGCCGGCGGUCAGUGAGCUUGCGGUGGAUCUGCAGCUCCGAAUCGCCGGUUCUGUUCUGCGAGGAGCCGUCGUGAGAAUCGGCAUCGACGCGAACCGUUUUCCUUUCUCUGACGAGACGCUGAACUUUGGUUCCACUCGUGUUUGCGUUCUUUUAUUUUCAGGUGUAAUCUAUUGGUACUUGUUUUAAAGAGAGGCGAUUGUGCACUGCAAGAAAAUCAUGUUCUCAGUACCAGUGACAAUAACUAAACAUCAAAACGUACAUCAAGAUGACAAUCAAAAUGACUCGAGAUAUACGAAUAACAGAAUAUUAACAAAUAUCUGCCGACGACGGUCAGAAAAGCGUCAAGGGUUCAUGGGCAGAUAUUUGAAAACAAGACUCCACAUCUUGUGUCAUUUUGCAUCUCCAGUAAAAGUAUCUUGAUUUAAGGAUGUUUAGAUGUUUGUACUGGAUAUUUGAACGAAAACGUACAUUUCUUUGCAGUGCGAAUCCCGGCUGGGGUGUGGAUUCUGAGACGAUAAGUGUAUUGGUUGUUGUGAGUUUCCAUCUGUCGUUUUUACUCCUUUCUUCUUUUUCUUUGCAUCAUGUUUUCAAGUGUUUGGCGGUGACCACAUAUCUCGUGUAAAAGCAAAGUGCUUUAAAACUCCAUCGCUUACAAAUGUGCCACUAUAUGUCAGGUAGAACGUUUAAAUUAUUUUACAUGAUAAAUGCCAAAAUAAGGGGUUAUUUAUAUAAAGAUACAUAUAUGAAUAUAUUAUAGUGAGUAGUUUAAGACUACGUUUGGUUUCUUAGAAGCUUUUUGCACUAGCUGAAUGUUUUCUGUUGUGCGACUUCCACGUAGACUUUUGCUCUAAUAUUAUAGUUUGCGGGAAAAGCAGAUUAUUUUUGCAGAACUGUCGCGCUCUGAAUUUCAUCCGUUUCUAUUCGUUCGUCUCCUGAGCUUUCUGUAGCUUCUCAAUGGACCAUGCUGUGAGUGCUUUUGUAUUUAUAAAUAUAUAUAUAUCGUAUUUGUCAAACUUCUAGCAAUGAAAAUACUCAAAAAAUACUGUUGUUAUCCUGCUACUUUAAUACUGUUUUAUAGUAUGUGUACCAAUAAACUAUCCCAGGUGUUAAAUGACAA